AUGCUAGCGCAUCCCAUCCUCGCCUCCGAGGAUGACGAGGAGUAUGUAAUACGGGUUAUCUUCUACUUGCCUGCCCUCCUCGAAGCGUACUUCGACGCGGUCGAGAGGAUUUGUGCGGAGCCGUCCUCGCCACCAGAGUCCAAAACUCGCGCAGAUAUUCUGCAACUCACGAUUCAGCAGCGCCUGCUCGUGCUAGGUCGCGUGCCCCCUGGUGCAUUUAAGAAUUUCGACGAAGUGUCCGCCACAGAGACGGAGGACAAAGAACUUCCUAAACUCAUUGAUCAGCUGCGUCACAUCUUCCUUGAGAACAAGGUGGAUAUUGGGCCACAGGCACUUUUGUGGCGUAAGCGGUCCCUGUCUCUGGCGAAGGAGUGUGCGGAUCAUAUGAAUCGCUGCCGCGUUCGCUUUUCCUUGAGCAGGAAGGUGCGGCGUGAGCUGUCCACGUUCGGCUCGGCGUCGUACGUAUUCAGCAUGAUCUCCUUCGGUCUCGUAGUCAUCUUUGCUUGCAGUGCUCUUGUCGUCAUAUCAGCGGUGCAUCCUCCACUGGCGACUGGACUGGGCGUCGGUUGUGUUGCUUGCGUGCUUCUUGUCCUCUCUGCGUCCCUGAUGUCCUUCAACUGCUUCACUGCGGUGCGCUCCUUGCAUAUACUAUACUCGCAGCUCUUCCACGAGUACUUGAUCGCCGGCGGGUCACCGUCUGAUAUCCUGCUGAAUUCUUUGCAAGAGUCGUCCUUCAAGCCGCGGGGAAAGGACGGGUCGCGGGAUACUGAGAUGAAGCAGCUGGAAAUGGGUCGGGAGACCAAGACAGGGUUCUACACCAUCCCGUACGGCGGUGGGAGCAAAAUCGGGUACAUCGAGGGCAAGCAGCUGGAUGCACAGGUGGUGAUGAUCGCCUUCGACAGCAACUACCAUAUUACCUGGUGGAAUAACGCGGCGGAGGUGAUGACGGGCUUCUUGCAGGACGGGUGCAUCGGCAAGCCGCUGAAUGAGCUUGUCCAGUGCUUCAACCGCGAGGAUGUGUGCUCCCUCAUCAAGCGCACACGUCGCGGCAAUCUGCUUAAAAUCAAGCUCCGCUCCCUCACCGCCGCCCCAACGACGCUCAGUACCGUGGUGACACCGAUUCUGGACAGCGACAACAAGCCCAUCGGAAAUGUGCUGAUCUGCGCUAAUUCGCUGGAUAACCUGAGAGAGUACCGCAUUUAUGUGCACAAUUAUCAAGUAAGCGAAACCAUCGGUGCCCUGUCCUUGUUGUCGGAGCGCUCUUCUCUGUCACAUGAGAACUCUAUUCUCAUCAACUCCCUGAGACGCUUUGUCAAGAACGGUCUGGCAAACCAUGUGGAGACCCUCGCGCGGGAGAUGGAGUCUGACUGGGACUGGACGAGCGUGGAGCAGCUGCUGGGUCGUGCCUUGGGUCAGCGGAUCGGAAUGCAUGAGGUGAUUGUGGACCCAUUGUUUCCACCCACGCUGUGCGUCAACCCAGACGUGGCCAAGACGUUUGGGACUGUGGUCGAGAUGUCCAGUGGCCGCUGUACGGUCACACUGCAGAUGCUGAACUUGACAGGUAACGUCUUUUCGCUGGCUGUGACCGUGCUGCUUGGCCCCAAGUGCCGACCGUGGGAUCAGGCGCAGCUGGAGGAGCAGCUGGAGCAGCUGUUGCGCAGCACGGCAGGAAGUGUGUAUUUUCUUGAGGAGCGCGUGGUGCUACAUUUUCCGUGUCAAGUGGCACCGAUAUUGGAGGAUGGCGACGAGGGCGACGCCAACCCUACUUCCGACCAGGCGCUGCAGAUCACGCAGGCCAGGGCCAUCAUCAACUGCACGGUGAACGUGGUGACCGCCAUCACGAACAUGGUAGACCAGCACAGCCUGUCCCUUAUCCUGCUCAAGACCAUGUUUGUUUCUCUCGCCAGCGUACGUGAGCGCAGCGACCUCGAGCAGCGCUUGUCUGCCCGCCCGUGUGACGUGGAUGUGAUUAUUUGCGACAGCGAGUGGCUCAGCUCGUCCCGUGAUAUCCUCAUGAACAACGACCACGGCGCUAUGGUAAUUCCACUGAUCGAUGCCCAGAUGCCGGUUCCAGCUGAUGUGCAGCACGCGAUUCGCAUGCCACUUGUGCGACGGGACGUGCAGCAGCUCAUCUUGGAGGUUGGCAAAGCGGUGUCCAUGAAGAAGAACGCCAUUUCCGCCCGUGAGGAACGCGAGCGAAUCCUUACGCUGCGACAGGAUUCCCCCUGGACGCGCGGCAAACUGCUAGGGCGCGGGUCGUACGGUGCCGUGUACGAGGCGACCAGCGAUCUCACCGGCGGCAAGAUGGCGGUGAAGAUGUUCUACUUCUCCCAAAACGUCGAGUCAUCGAUCAGCACCUUGCUGAAUGAGAUCUCCAUCAUGUGUAGUCUGAAUCACCCCAAUAUUGUACACUAUUUUCACUGUGAGCGAAAGGACAACAAUGUAAGCUUGUUCAUGGAGCUGUGCGAGGCCUCUCUAACGGACAUCAUUGUAGGACGGCGUCAAAAGCCGGCUCACCUGUCCGUCGUGCAGAUCAUUCGACAAGUACUGACCGCCAUUGCGUACUUGCACAGCCGAGGGAUCGCCCAUCGCGAUAUCAAGCCGCAGAACAUUCUUCUAAAGGGCGAGACGGUGAAGUUGACCGAUUUUGGCACUGCAAUCCAGGGCAGUGCGGGCAAAGAGGUACGAGGCACAUUCCGGUACAUGGCCCCGGAGGUUUACAAGGGUAACCCCCACUCGCUGAGCUGCGACAUAUGGUCUAUCGGCUGCCUUGUAUGCGAGCUGUUCGCGUGCCCGACUGCCUUCAUGGAGAACUCAGCGCUGCUUGGCGAGAUGGCACCCACCACAGAUUAUCUGACGAAGGUGCCGCAAAACAUGGCCUUGAUCGACUUUUUGGAGAAGUGUUUCCAACUUGAUCCUGAGCGGCGCUGGGGCGCUGGUGACCUUCUCGUGCAUCCUCUUCUUUCUGGCAAUACCGCAACAUCAUCUCUGGUGAAGCUAGAGACAAUUUUUGACGCGAAACUCGCCAACCCUCUAGACCCGUCAAACCACUCUGUCUUUUCCUUACGGUCUGCGUAA
Messenger RNA from Leishmania braziliensis MHOM/BR/75/M2904, 3078 nucleotides. Its product is annotated as protein kinase. Gene Ontology annotation, molecular function: ATP binding; protein kinase activity. The record is from RefSeq and is a predicted model, not a curated record. Gene Ontology annotation, biological process: regulation of DNA-templated transcription; protein phosphorylation. Bases 1 to 3078 code for a protein of 1025 amino acids. The transcript has a single exon. Lineage: Eukaryota; Euglenozoa; Kinetoplastea; Trypanosomatida; Trypanosomatidae.